This is a messenger RNA of Fusarium oxysporum Fo47, 1386 nucleotides long. RefSeq lists its product as uncharacterized. The record is from RefSeq and is a predicted model, not a curated record. The transcript has 3 exons. Bases 1 to 1386 code for a protein of 461 amino acids. Lineage: Eukaryota; Fungi; Ascomycota; Sordariomycetes; Hypocreales; Nectriaceae.
AUGAAUGCAAACCACGGCGAGGCACCAGCCUCUUACGAUGACAUUGGGGUUGGUGACGCAAAUCCAGAGGUGCAAAAAUGCGUCAAUCGGAUCUACAAGGCAUCCGGGAAAUAUCCCUGGGACUGGCUGCCACGCGAUUACGUUCCCAAGGUCGCCGCUUGGGGGACCAACUCCGCGCUGAACCUUGCCCUUGCCGUUGAAGCUGUUCACGCCCAUGGAUCAAUGGUUACCAUGGACGAACUGCGCGAUUUCCUGGUACGAAAGGCCAAGGAGCGCCAGGAAUUGAGCAAGAAUGGUAGGCCAGUCAAACCUACCAUGAACUCGGAUUGCGUGAAGGCUAGAAAGUGGAUUGAAGACAACAUGGUCAACUCACAAAGCACAUCGAAACAUAACAAGCUCAAACGGCCGGGUCGUGAUGCUGCCUUUAGGCAAGCGAGGCCGAAAACAUGGCGCACGCUCACUAUAGCUUACAAAAAGCAACCCCAGGACAAGCUUGACGACGAUGAUGAAGACGAAACAUUCCCAGAAUUUCCCUACGAUAGAGAAAUGAGUGUUCUCAGCGAUAUCAGCAACGUAAGCAGUGCAAUCGGUCCAUCCGAUCGUCGCCAGCCUUCCCUUCCUCCACCGCCCGAUCGGACUUCGACUCAUAAGCGGAAUAUGCCUCCUCCACCCUCGCCACUCCCCGAGAAACGCUUGCGACAGGUCGAACAAUUCGUAUCGAGCAAUAUCGAUGACUUCAAGGAAGCAUCCAGGACAUUCAACCCCGAGGAAGAAGCUUGUCUCAAUCAAGGUGAAUCCGUUCAGCUCUACGGUUUCAAUAAAGUCCUACGCGCAAUAUGCGAAAGGAUUGAAGAUGCUGAAUUCCGGAGCAGCAUAUACGGGCAGGAGGUUCAUAACACCCGACGCAACUUAACUUCAAUCAACAUGGGAGAAGUCAGGCACGUUCUCCAAAAGGCCACUAGAGACCGAGACGAAAAACGAGAGGAACUCAGGCAGUUACAGGAAGAAUUAAACAGCUUUACCACGAUGAUCGACAACCAGGGGGGGAAGUGUUCAGAGACGCUGCGUGCCAUGUAUGACGGCUUUAUCCGGAACUGUGAAGACGCGAAAAAGAAGCUUGAAAAUGUUGAAGACACUUUGAAAGCAAUGGAAGAAGAAACCCAGAAGAACCUCCGGCAAUACCAAGAUGGACAAGAUAAGAUCGCGUCUUUAGAGAAGGACAUUGCCAAAGAAGAAGAGGUCGUCAAGUGGGAGACAAGGAAAAAGAUAACAAUCGAGACGCUCCGAUGUUAUGUGGAGAUGAGGGAGAAACUUAUGUCUGCUUCCGACGAAUUGUUGCGCGCAGAGCGCGAUGCAGCCGUGAAAAAGCUCGAGAGCCUCUCGUAG